CUCCCGUGUCGUAAAGGUCGGAGUAGCAGUGAGAUUGAGUGUGAGAUAUUACUCGAUUUGUCUAACGUUUUGGAGAGAAGGAAAGAGAGGAGGGAGAUCAGAAUACAAGAGGAUAAGGAGAAGUCAUAGGAAUAUAUAAAAGUGUCUAUUCUCUCGUCGUUGAUUUGGUAAAUUGGACGAAAACGCUAGAAAAAAAAAGGAUAAAAGAGAGUAGUGCCUUAAAAAAAAAUCAGAGAAAGAGAGAAAAGAAAGUGAAGUAAUUAUAAUAAGCAAUUGAAUCUCACAAAAUCCCACUCUCUUCAUCUCUCUUUCUCUCUCUACCUCUCUCUCUCUCUCUUUCUCUCUCCUCUCUAUCGCUCACUUGUACCGAGAGUGAGGCAAGAGGAGGGGGGGAGUGUUCAACAAGUGGUUAUAAAAGUGAGGGAAAAGCCGGAGCGUGUCAAAGAGAGAGAGAGAGAGAGAGAGACGCCGAGGGGAAAAAAAUAGGGGAAAUAAAGAAGAGGAGGACGUAGGGAGAAGAAAGAAGAGGAGCAGGAGGAGGAGGAAGAAGAAGGAGAGAGAAGAAAGGGAAAGAAGAAGGAAAAGCAUCGAUAACAUGUAUCUUCUCACCACACAAGGAUUUCUGUCGCUCUUCAUCACGGUCGUCAUCAUGCGAGGACCCGCUCUCGGCAUCACCAUCACGCGCGUGAGCGUCCCGACGCCCCUGGCCGUGGGCGAGGGCGGCGUGCUGGAGUGCGAGUGGACGUACGACGGCGACCACGUGUACACCCUCAAGUGGUACCAGGGCCUCAGCGAAUUCUACCGCUGGACGCCGCAGGAGACGCCCCCCGCCAAGGCCUUCCCGAUGGACGCGCGGCUGAGCGUGGACCUGCGCGAGUCCGAGGGCGGCCGCGUCAGGAUCCGCAACGUGACGCUGGCGGCGAGCGGACCCUACCGCUGCGAGGUCUCCGGCGAGGCGCCCACCUUCCAGACCGCCCUCCGCUCCGCCGUCAUCACCGUCGUCGGUGGGUGA
This is a messenger RNA of Penaeus indicus, 1012 nucleotides long. RefSeq lists its product as uncharacterized. Bases 596 to 1012 code for a protein of 138 amino acids. The record is from RefSeq and is a predicted model, not a curated record. The transcript has 2 exons. NCBI's taxonomy places the organism in Eukaryota, Metazoa, Arthropoda, Malacostraca, Decapoda, Penaeidae.